AUGGCUACAUCUAGGAAAGUCAAUAAUCCAAACACCAAUAAAGAAGAAACUUUCCUUCAAACAACCGACAACGUUACUACUAUUGCACCAAAACAUACUUUAGCCCAAUCCCAAGAUAGUGAUGUGUGUUCAUCUUUCCGUAGGACAGAAGUAAUUGGUAGAGGUAAAUUCGGUGUUGUUUAUAAAGGUUAUCAUGUGAAAACACAGCAGGUGUAUGCAAUCAAAGUUUUGAAUCUGGAUUCAGAAUCUGAUGAGGUAGAAGAUGUACAAAGAGAAGUUCAAUUUUUAUCUUCUUUAAAGCAAUUCCCCAACAUUAUUAGAUAUUUUGGUUCAUAUUUGAAAGAUACAAAUCUGUGGAUCAUAAUGGACUACUGUGCCGGUGGCUCUAUCAGAACUUUACUACGACCAGGCAAAAUAGAUGAAAAAUACAUUGGUAUCAUAAUGAGAGAGAUUUUAAUUGCAUUACAAUAUAUCCACAAAGAUAAUGUUAUUCAUAGAGAUAUCAAAGCCGCCAAUGUUUUAGUCACCAAUGAGGGUAAAGUUAAAUUAUGUGAUUUUGGUGUUGCUGCACAAUUAAACCAAACAAAACUAAGGAGGCAAACCAUGGCAGGUACACCUUAUUGGAUGGCACCUGAAGUCAUAAUGGAAGGUGCAUAUUAUGAUACUAAAGCUGAUAUAUGGUCAUUAGGUAUCACUGCUUAUGAAAUUGCUACUGGCAACCCACCAUACUGUGAAAUUGAGGCGUUGAGAGCUAUGCAACUAAUCACGAAAUCUAAACCCGCAAGACUAGAAGGUCGCAGUUACUCAACAUCAUUAAAAGAAUUUAUUGCCUUGUGUUUAGAUGAGGAUCCAAAGGAACGUUUAAGUGCGGAGGAAUUACAGAAGACGAAGUUCAUUAAAUCUCAGAGAGCAGUGCCGACAACAAUAUUAAAAGAAUUAAUAUCUAGAUAUUUAUUAUUCAGAGAUAAGCAUACACCAAGAGAGCAUUCAUAUGCGGAUGAUCUUGGCAAUAACAAAGAAAGUGAGGUAAACUAUAAAAAUCAAGACGUUGCUGUAGCCGAACCUGCAACUGAUGCUAAACCAGAUGAUAUGGAUGUCAAGUGGGACUUUGAUUCAUUAACAUCAACUGAUUAUAUUAUGGAAAAUGAUAUCAAUGUGGAUAUAAUACCAGAAGAGAAUUCUAACGAUUGGUCCAAAACUGAGGGUGACCAAUUCAAUUUUGCAUACCCAGACGAAGACCCAUAUUAUUUUGGUCAUACCAAUAAUAAUAAUACACAUCAUAUUCGUAAAACAUAUCAGGAAUCAACAAUGGGUAAACAAUAUCACGCUACAUUUAUGAAGAAUUCGACUUUAAACGCAUACAAUGGACAAACUCAUACAACUACAAAUAACUUCACAAGUAAUCUACAAAGAACAGGCUUAGGGAAUAACGGUAUGAUGGGUACGCAUGCAACACAUACCACAGCUAAUAAAGCUACCGAAUCAAGAGCUACUAAACAAUUGCUACAAUUGUUUGAAGAUUCCGACGUAAUCACUGAAGAAAGGAGCAUUGAUAAUGAUAUUUACAAUAUUCAAAAACCUCAUUCACUUGUCCCGCCUCAAGAUUUACAAUCCAAUGGUGUAACCAAUCCUCCCAGCUCAAUCUUGCGACCACAGUUAAAUAUGAUUAACGGUCCGAACAUUGCAAGCCAUAGCACACAAAGUUUACCAGUUCUACAAACCAAAUUUAGCAAAAAUAUGACUGGACCAGGCAAUGUGGUAACUUCUGCUGCUACUCCAAUUGAAAUCGAAAUUCCUGAAGAAUUACCAGUCAGCUCCAUUAAAGUGCCAUCUAAUUUAGAUACCCCAAUAGAAACUAAAACAAGGUCAGCUACGGUCUCUGCAAGCAACUUAAACCACACUAACCAUCCUAACUUGUAUAGAAGGUUAACUGUUACAGGAAAUAACAAUAAUGCCUCAGCACCCGUCAUUAAUAGGAAAGAUUCCCAAUUGGGCAAAGGACAUUCUGAUGAUCCAUCAAACUUUUCCAAGGUUCAUAGAAGAACUCCAACCCCCCCUAAUAAUUCCGUUACUUCUAGUAAUCAAUCUCCAGCUAAAAUGCUUACGGCAUCUCCAAAUGGGAAUUCCAGUAGCAUUUAUCAUAGUUCAUUUAAAUCUGCUCCAAUACCUUUAAUAGAAUCAAAGGAUUCAUUCGUUCAAAGCGCCAACAACGGAGCAAGCUUAGGGACGUCUCUAGAAGGCGAAACUAGUAGAGUCAAAAGAGACUUCAAAUUGAACAAUCCAAAUCUGAAGUUGCAUAUGCCAUCUCCUACGAAUAUUACUUCUAAUAAGUUACUAGUUAAUACAACUCAAAUUGGAGACAGCCCUGGGAUUGGUGGAGAGAACAUCAACCAAUUUGGGUUCAAUACCACUAGCACAGCGAACAUUCCCGUGUCAAUGACUCCAAUAAAUGAGAAACACAUGGAUUUUGGCUCUAAAAUAAAGAGAAGUCAGAGUUUAAGUAAAGUCAAGUCUUCCACCAUUCAUGACAACACAGGCACACCUGGGGUUGUUAAUCGUAGUAAGAAGCCUUCCAGCAACACUACUAAUAGCAUAGGCAGCAUUGGCAGCGAACAAGCAGAAUCUACAACCCUAUCUAACGAGAGCCAAUUGAACUCUAGUAGCACAGCCGGCAGCCACGUCGCAUUGAACCAAAGUCUUUCGAACAUCUACAACAGUGCCACAAGCGUCUGGAAUGGUAACAGUAAUAAUUUAAGCGGCGCAAACCCCAAAUUAUGUAUGUCAAUGCCUCCUGUGUCGAUACCGACUGAACUGUUCCUUGAUUUCGAUUUGAAAAAUCCCAGUAACAAGAACGAGUACGUUUGGCAAGACCAAAAGACAAGGGUUCUUGACGAAUUGAAGAGUUUAUUGACACUAUUUGAUGAUAAUUUACUUGUUUUAGAAAGUUCUCUGAAGAAACAGUUGCAUUCCGUUGAAAAAGCCAUUCCGUCAAACACAUCAAUGCAAUUGACCGCAGUUGCGAGCCACCCAGAGAUGGAGGAAGAGGCCAACGAGGCUGGGACUCCGGAGACCAUCAACAACUUAAGCAAUGAACAAGAAGCAAGCUUGUGA
Messenger RNA from Tetrapisispora phaffii CBS 4417, 3111 nucleotides. RefSeq names its product putative serine/threonine protein kinase KIC1 (gene KIC1). The record is from RefSeq and is a predicted model, not a curated record. Gene Ontology annotation, biological process: protein phosphorylation. The coding region runs from base 1 to 3111 and encodes 1036 amino acids. Gene Ontology annotation, molecular function: ATP binding; protein kinase activity. The transcript has a single exon. Lineage: Eukaryota; Fungi; Ascomycota; Saccharomycetes; Saccharomycetales; Saccharomycetaceae.